UGCUUUGCUCCCACCCUGCAGUUGGAUUUGAGAUCAUGUCGGUUAAUAUUGUAGCUUUUGGGAAUGAAAGAGAUGGUUUUUCUGAGGACAAUCAGCAACCCAGCCUGAUCUGGAGUUAUCUCGGGAGAAGUGCUCUCAUUUCCCAGAUCGACAGCAGCUUGUCUGCCAGUCACGUUCGAAACCCAGUUUUUACUGAGUAUCAAGCCUGCGUAUUUGGAAAUGUCAGACUGGUGGUACAUGACUGCCCUGUCUGGGGUAUAUUUGACAGUGACUGGUACACUUCCUGCAGGCUCAUUGGAGGAGCUGAUAUUAUUGUGAUUAAAUACUCUGUCAAUGACAAGACUUCAUUUCAAGAACUAAAGGACAGCUAUGUGCCAAUGGUAAAAAAAGCACUAAAUCACUGCUCAGUUCCAGUAAUAAUUUCUGCUAUUGGAGCAAGAAAAAACGGAGUGCCUUGCACCUGUCCCCUGUGCACUUCAGACAGGAGGAGCUGUGUCACAACCUCUGAAGGAGUUCAGCUUGCAAAGGAACUUGGAGCCACUUACCUUGAACUGCACACUCUUAAUGACUUCUACAUCCAGAAAUACUUUGGAGGAGUGCUGGAAUAUUUUAUGAUCCAAAGUUUGAAUCAGAAGUCAUCUCAAAAAAUGAAGAAAAGGAAAAAGACGCAGAAGUGCCAUCGAGUCCAACCACCUCAGCUUGAGCAGCCAGAAAAGAUGCCGAUCCUGAAGGGCGAAGCUUCGCACUACAACGCAGACCUGUACAACCUGCUCUGCUGCUGCCAGUGUGCAGAUGUGGCCUUCUACCCUGAGGACCUCAGCACAGCAGUGGAGGCUCACAAGAUCAUCCUCUGCUCUGUCAGCCACCUCUUCAUGUUGCUCUUUGGGGUGAAGAGACCAUCUGAUGCCCACGAUGCCUCCACCGUGCAGCUGGCACAGAGCCUCUUUGUGGUGGAGGCGGGUGAUCCCUUCCCCUCCUCCCCCCGUGGUGUCCCACCCUGUGUCCCACCAGUCAGGGUGGUGGUGAAGGAUUCUGUCUUCUGCUCUUGUCUCCCGGACAUCCUCCACUUCAUUUAUUCAGGUGCUUUCCAGUGGGAACGAUUAGAAGAGGACAUAAGAAAGAAGCUGAAGGAUCCAGAUAAAACAGAACAUGUGCUUGAGAAAGUUAAAUGCAUCCUGAAAACUCCAGGGAAGCUAAACACUAUAAAAGACUGCAAGUCUCACCAGAUAAAACAGCUCUAUAAUACUUCUCUCAGGCUAUUCUUUAACACACCUGUGCUGGCUGAUGUAAUCUUCAAAAUACAAGGUGCAACUGUACCAGCCCACAGGGCAGUUCUGGUGGCUCGCUGUGAGGUUAUGGCAGCUAUGUUUAAUGGUAAUUAUCUAGAAGCAAAUAGCAUUCUGGUUCCAGUGUAUGGGGUUUCCAAAGACACUUUCCUGUCCUUCCUAGAGUACCUUUACACUGACUCCUGCUGCCCAGCCAGUAUUCUCCAAGCGAUGUCUCUGCUGAUCUGUGCAGAGAUGUACCAAGUAAUGAGACUCCAGCAUAUUUGUGAACUUUACAUCAUCACGCAGCUUCAGAGCAUGCCUAGCAGGGAGCUGGCUUCCACAAGUCUCAAUAUUGUCAGCUUGCUCAAAAAAGCUAAGUUUCACAAUUCUGAUUGCCUUUCAACUUGGCUACUUCAUUUUAUUGCCACUAACUACCUCAUCUUCAGUCAAAAGCCUGAAUUUCAAGAACUUUCAGUGGAAGAGCGCAAUUUUGUAGAGAUUCACCGAUGGCCUUCAAAUUUGUACCUGAAGCAGCUUGCUGAUUACAGGAACUAUAUCCACUCUCAGAAAUGCCACUGCACAGUAAUGUAAAGAGACUGAAU
Molecule: messenger RNA, 1870 nt
Organism: Onychostruthus taczanowskii (white-rumped snowfinch)
Lineage: Eukaryota; Metazoa; Chordata; Aves; Passeriformes; Passeridae
Gene: RHOBTB3
Product: Rho related BTB domain containing 3
Exons: 12
Coding region: 36-1859 (607 amino acids)
Biological process (GO): regulation of proteolysis; proteasome-mediated ubiquitin-dependent protein catabolic process
Cellular component (GO): cytoplasm
Molecular function (GO): GTP binding; GTPase activity; ubiquitin protein ligase binding
Source: RefSeq, a predicted model, not a curated record